GGGUUUUCAAGGUCAUGGCGCUAAGUUCGGCACCUGAUGCUUACGUACGGUCGGUUUACAGCGGAUUUUAGGGAAGACGUGAUAAUUUAGCGUCUACAAUAGAAGUCAUCAUAAGAUUUUGGCGCGAAAUUCAAUUAUCCAUUUGGAUAAAUAGAGUUUUGACAUUAUAGCUGAUUUCAGUUCGUGAUGAAAACCCUAAGUACAAUUCCUAGCCUUAAUCAUGGACUGGAAAUCAUAAUUUGAAUUCUUCACAUAGGUUUAUAACCCUUAUUUGGUCCUAGUUAUUAUGUUGACACUCUCAGAGUCACUCUAGCGUCGCUCAAAGGUCCAUAACUUAUAGUCUCACCCAUAACCCUAAACCCUACACCUAAACCUUAACUCUAACCCUAACCCGUAAACCAUACCAAUAUACUAACAUUAUUGAAGCUAUGUGGUCGGGGCUAAAAGAAUUUUUGAGUCCUUAUCAUGGUUUCAGAGGUCGACUACUAUGGAGCCAUAUGGAUGUGUUCCUGUACCGUAUGCACUAUGAUUUUAGAAUUUCUGAACCUAUAUCUGACCUUGAGAAGUUUUUGACCCAUGUAAAAGAAGUGUUUCCACUUUAAUUCUUUGGUUUUGCAUAAUAUAUUUUAACUGUAUGCUAACUAUCUUCUGAUUGGCUAAUAUUUCUCAAGGUCAUUUAAGAUUCGUCCUAAGGUCGGCAGUAUAGUUUAAUGUUACCACUGACUCGAAUGUUUUACUUCUUUUUGGGAAAAUUAUGCUAUUUUGUCGUUAACGCUGAUUUUGUUCCAUUGUUCCUGGCAUUUAAUCUCACUUAUUUCGUCUCAUUGCUGUGAUAUAGUUCCAUACAUUUGUUUUUGAUUCAAACUGCAUAGUAUGGAUGGUUUUGAGUGUUUUGAUGACGGUGAUGUUCAAGAGGAAGACUUUAAAGGAUUUUUUUAUGGAUGUUAUAUUCUGUUAUCCCUAAACCCAAAGUUCCGUGGUAAAACUUACAUAGGUUUUACUGUAAAUCCCAAGAGACGCAUACGACAGCAUAAUGCUGGUUGUUUAAAGGGUGGGGCGAAGUCCACUGCUGGUAAAGGACCAUGGGAAAUGGUUUUGAUCGUUUAUGGGUUCCCAAAUGCGAUAUCUGCAUUAAGAUUUGAAUGGGCGUGGCAAAAUCCCAACUUAUCACGUCGACUCAAAGAUUCCCUUCCAGUUAGGAAAUCAAGAGAAACCAGUUUUGACUACCGUUUACGCGUUUUAGCGCUAAUGUUAUGCACAGGACCUUGGAACCGUCUGGGUUUAACUAUUCAAUGGAUCAAACAGUCAUGUGCACGUAAUUUAUCGGAAAAUUUGGUGCCUCCCCUGCACAUGCCAAUAGCCUUUGGACCCAUUGAACCAAACUGUUUAGAAAAUCCCGGUACUAACAUUGCGUCAUUCGGUCUUUGUCAGAUUUGUCACAUUCCAUUUUCAGUUGAUUCCUCAGUACCACUGACUUGUCCAAGUUCUUGUCCCCUUGGUAAAUGGCACUUACUAUGUCUAGCAAACUAUAUGACUCAGGCUGAUAUUGUGCCUGAUCGUUCGGAAAUAUCAUACUUGAUACCUUUGUCCGCUUUAUGUCCCGCAUGCUUCAAUGCUGAACUUCUAUGACCAUCACUUAUAAAAUCAUGGAAAAUGAAAACAAUCGCUUCUAAAAAUUCUUGUUCGCCUACCGGUUUGUGAACUACUCAUUAGUAGCCCCCAUUAUGUACAUAAUAAUCAGUGUAAUUUAUGAUUUACUUUGAUUACUACUGUUUGAAAUAUAUUUUUUGGGUGCACUGUUCUUUUGAU
Molecule: messenger RNA, 1809 nt
Organism: Schistosoma rodhaini
Lineage: Eukaryota; Metazoa; Platyhelminthes; Trematoda; Strigeidida; Schistosomatidae
Source: the annotation of a GenBank genome assembly